AUGGCCGUCAGUUUCGAGGAGAAGUUCCAAUCCUUGAAACAAUCUCAAAAACUUGAGGAUGAAGUGAACCAAGUGAUAAAGGAUAAGCGCUCAAUCUUUAAGCCGUCAACUAAAAACUCGACGAAAAUCUUGGGUUCUUUUGUCUUCCCAAGAUCAGUCGGUGAAAUCGCUACUGAUAAACCACCUCAGGGAGCUGACAAUGGUAAAGGUGGCAUCCCACUAUGGGAUUUCUUGAAUUAUAAUUUCUUCCAUUUGAUUUUGGUUGCAAUGUUUCUUGUGUACUCUAUUAUUAGAGGAUGUGAAUAUUUUUGCCGAAGAGCUCGCUUAAAAUUCUUGGAAUUGGCGUACAAUCCAUCACAAUCCCCACAAUUGAUUAGACAGGAUGUCAAUAAGUUGGAAAAAAUCCCAAAAAAAGUGUCUGUUAUCCUAUCUUUGAAAUCUGAACAUGAAGAAGGUGGGGGCGUCGAAGGUUUGUUGAAUGACGCCGGCGAAGUGACUUCUUGGUGUAUUGGUUCAGGUAUUCCUAACUUGACAUUGUUUGAAUAUAACGGUGUUUUGAAGACACAGGUACCGACACUUAUCCAUUCUAUAAACAAGUCAUUAUCCAAUUAUUUUGGUGCUAAUAAUUUGCCUACAUUUGUGGUCAAAAUUCCGAGACUAGAUUUAGUUGCCUACGGUAAUGGCGAAUCUUCUCCAGAAGAUUACUUAACCAAUGAAAAACCAGCAGACAUUGAAAUCACCUUAAUCUCUACCGUUAAUGGAAAGAAAACUAUCGCUGAUUUGGCCAAGACAAUGGCGGAUUUGGCGUCAAAGCAAGAACUUCAAUCCAAAGACAUAACAAUUGAUUUAAUUGACUCUGAGUUGACUGAUUUGUCUGGAUACGAGCCAGAUUUGCUAAUACUAUUUGGUCCUGUAUUAGACCUUCAAGGUUAUCCACCAUGGCAGAUCAGAUUGAGUGAAAUCUACUGGGAACAAGACAAUGAUGAUGUUAACUAUGUGGUUUUCUUGAACGCCUUGAAAAAGUUUUCCACUUGUAAAGUUAACGUUGGAAAAUGA
This is a messenger RNA of Saccharomycopsis crataegensis, 1056 nucleotides long. RefSeq names its product ditrans,polycis-polyprenyl diphosphate synthase (gene NUS1). Gene Ontology annotation, molecular function: ditrans,polycis-polyprenyl diphosphate synthase [(2E,6E)-farnesyl diphosphate specific] activity. Lineage: Eukaryota; Fungi; Ascomycota; Saccharomycetes; Ascoideales; Saccharomycopsidaceae. The transcript has a single exon. The record is from RefSeq and is a predicted model, not a curated record. Bases 1 to 1056 code for a protein of 351 amino acids. Gene Ontology annotation, cellular component: dehydrodolichyl diphosphate synthase complex; endoplasmic reticulum membrane.